Molecule: messenger RNA, 746 nt
Organism: Choloepus didactylus (southern two-toed sloth)
Lineage: Eukaryota; Metazoa; Chordata; Mammalia; Pilosa; Megalonychidae
Gene: FAM174C
Product: family with sequence similarity 174 member C
Exons: 3
Coding region: 27-407 (126 amino acids)
Cellular component (GO): extracellular region
Source: RefSeq, a predicted model, not a curated record
GGCGCCGCCACCGCUUCCGCCGGGCCAUGGGGCCGCGCGUGCCGUCGGCGCCGCUCCCGCUGCUGCUGCCGGCGCUGCUGCUGUGGGCGCUGCUCAACGGAGCCCGGGAGGCCGCGUCCCAGUCCCCGCCGCCGCCCGCUGUGACGAACGGCAGCCAGCCGGGCCCGCCGGCCAACGGCACGCACCCGCGGCCGCUGAGCUCGCCGGGCUCGCCGCUGCUGCGCUCCGUGUACGUGCUCUUGGGCCUCAGCGGCCUGGCCGCGCUCUACUUCCUCAUCCGGGCCUUCAGGUUGAAGAAGCCGCAGCGGAGGAGGUAUGGGCUCCUGGCCAACAGCGAGGACCUCACCGAGAUGGCCUCGCUGGACAGCGACGGGGAGAUGGUCUUUGAGACGCGGAACCUGAGAUGAUGCCAUCAGGAGCCAGGGGAGGCUGCCACUCCAGUGACCUUGGAGGCUGGAUGGUGUUCUGGGCCUGGGGGUGCCCGCCCGCUCUCCCGCCAGCCCCGGAGCCCCUGUUGAAACCUGCCCUGCCCACCCCAGGCUGCCUGCACCCGCUUCCUGGGACACUGCCCCAGCGUGGCGAAGGACACAGGGCAGAAGCCAGAACAGCCGCGACAGCCCCCCCAGGACUUUGAGGCCCCCACCGGCCGGACUGUGACGCGGGCCAGGCCCCUUCCUGCUGGAACUCGGACCCGGUCUCCCUGCUGGGCCAGGGGCAGUAAAUAAACACCCAGGCAUUGACUCUGC